Pyrus x bretschneideri (Chinese white pear) is the source of this 2363-nucleotide messenger RNA. Its product is annotated as exocyst complex component EXO70A1. Gene Ontology annotation, cellular component: exocyst. Gene Ontology annotation, molecular function: phosphatidylinositol-4,5-bisphosphate binding. The record is from RefSeq and is a predicted model, not a curated record. NCBI's taxonomy places the organism in Eukaryota, Viridiplantae, Streptophyta, Magnoliopsida, Rosales, Rosaceae. Gene Ontology annotation, biological process: exocytosis.
AUGGAAUCUCCACCGCCGCCGCCUUCGCUUCAAGAGCUAGACGCGGCGGAGAAUAUUAUUCUCGUCUGGGACUCCACGGCUUCCGAGGAGGCCCGAGAGCGAAUGAUAUUCGACGGCCAGCGCGACGAAAUCGAUCGCUACUUACAGGCCGUCGAUGAAAUCCAACGCUCUCUGUCCUCAGCCACGCUUGCUUCAGAGGGCGAACAGUCCAAGCUCAACUCUGCCAUCCAGAUCGCCAUGGCUCGGUUGGAGGACGAGUUCCGCAACAUCCUCCUCAACCACACCACUCCCAUCGAGCCUGACUCGCUUUCCUCCGCCGAUCCGAGCUCGUCAACUCACUCCUGCGUCGCUGAUUCGAACUCCGAGUUCGAGGAUUACUCGGCUGAAGACGACGGCGGUUUGACCACACCUAAGGCCUCCUCCAUCUAUGCCGGUGACGUUGACGAGCUUCUCCAGCGCGGCGAUUCGUCGAACACUAGCAGCUACCGGUCCGCCAGCAGCAUCCGCGAGCUCGAUCUCAUCCCCUCCGAUGCGGUAUUCGAUCUCCGCAACAUCGCUGAGCGGAUGAUUGCCGCCGGCUACCUCCGCGAGUGUAUUCAGGUCUACGGCGGCGUCAGGAAGGGGGCGGUGGACUCGAGUUUCCGGAAGCUGGGGAUUGAGAAGCUGAGCAUCGGAGACGUUCAGAGGCUGCAGUGGGAGCAGCUGGAAACCAAGAUCCGACGGUGGAUACGCGCCGCCAAGGCCUGCGUGAGGACCGUCUUCGCCUCCGAGAAGAAGCUCUGCGAGCAAAUCUUCAAUGGCAUCGGCACCGCCAUUGACGACGCUUGCUUUAUGGAGACAGUCAAGGGCCCCGCGAUUCAGCUCUUCAACUUCGCCGAGGCCAUCAGCAUUAGCCGGAGGUCGCCCGAGAAGCUCUUCAAGAUUCUCGACUUGCACGAUGCUCUGAUGGACUUGAUGCCAGAUAUCGAAUCGGUUUUCGAAUCGAAAUCGUCGGAGUCGAUUCGGAUUCAGGCGGUGGAGAUCUUGUCGAGGCUGGCGGAGGCAGCGAGGGGAAUUCUAUCUGAGUUUGAGAACGCCGUGCUUCGCGAACCGUCUAGGGUUCCCGUCCCCGGCGGAACGAUUCAUCCAUUGACUCGGUAUGUGAUGAAUUACAUCAGUUUGAUAUCGGAUUAUAAGCAGACUUUGCAUGAGCUUAUUGUGUCGAAGCCCUCCACGGGGUCGCGGUUCGGCGAUCCCACGACUCCGGAUAUGGAGUUCGCCGAGUUGGAGGAGAAGACCCCUCUGGCUCUGCAUUUGAUUUGGAUUAUUGUGAUUUUGCAAUUUAAUUUGGAUGGCAAGUCUAAGCACUAUAAGGAUGCUUCAAUAGCUCACUUGUUCAUGAUGAACAAUGUUCAUUACAUUGUUCAAAAGGUGAAAGGGUCUCCGGAAUUGCGGGAAAUGAUUGGAGACGAUUACUUGAGGAAGUUGACCGGGAAGUUCCGCCAGGCAGCUACUAGUUACCAGAGAGCUACUUGGGUAGGUGUGUUGUAUUGUUUGAGAGACGAAGGGUUACAUGUUAGCGGGAGUUUUUCUUCCGGGGUGUCAAAGAGUGCUUUGAGAGAGAGGUUCAAGUCCUUCAAUGCUAUGUUUGAGGAGGUUCAUAGGACCCAAGCUACUUGGUUGAUACCGGAUACUCAGCUUAGGGAGGAGCUACGGAUAUCUAUAUCAGAGAAGUUGAUCCCAGCAUACAGGUCGUUCCUUGGGCGGUUCAGGAGCCAUAUAGAAAGUGGGAAGCAUCCGGAAAACUACAUCAAGUAUUCGACCGAGGAUUUGGAGACCGCUGUAUUGGAUUUCUUUGAGGGGUACUCGGUAUCCCAGCACUUGAGGAGGAGAUCUCAGUGAAUGUGAUCAAAUUGAAGUUAAGUUUUGCAAGUUUAGAAACUAGGACACAUUCUUUGAAUUUUUUGGGGAGUGUUUGGGUGAUGAUGGUGCUGGUCAGUCUGGGAUUCAUUGAGCCUUCCAUUUCAUUAAAAAUCCUACAUAGUUCAAUAUUCUGUUGAUUGGGGGAGGUCAGAUUGAGAUCUAUUGUAGCUCUACAGAGCAGCCAAGUCUACACGCCCGAAUGCUUCUGCCCUGUAAGCAUGUUGUUUAUUAUUACUACCACGAUCUAGAUUUUGUUUCAUUUGUUCAUAUUCGAAUUGUUGUGCAUGUGUGUUGUUCCAUUUUUUGUUUUAAUAUCAAGAAGCCGCUUCUUAUAGUAGUAGCUCCAGGUUACUUGUAUACCAUGUCAUAUAUUUUAGCUUUUGAUGAGGCAGAUUUCCGAAACACACUUCAGAUUUAUAACUUUUCUAGAAAUGAAUGAGUUAGUUUUAUGUUAACCGAAA